AAGUAUAGAAGUCACAAAGUGUGGGUUUGUAUCACAGCACUUAUACACAGAAGGACGAAAACACGGGGAAAAACUUGUCUGCAUUUUCCGUUUUCGCCUUAUUUUUGUCUCCACAGGGACCGGUAGAUGUCGUGAGAACCGGUUUUGUGAAUUAGGGACAGCGUAUAGCUUGUCUCAUGUGGACCCUGGAAUUUUUGAAGCUGGAGUUAGUUCUCCACCAGCAUAGACAAACAUGAAGGAAACUGGAUCUGCUGCAAUAAAGGCUGCUCAAGAAGCAGCUGCAAAGGUUGAUGCAAUGUUGGUGGCAUCAGGGCAGCUCAAGCUCUCUGAGCUUCACAAGAACCGGACCAAAAACAGUAAAUCAAAUGACCUCUCCAUUGAAGAGGUUGUUAUUAAUGAUGCCCCCAUGAGUGCCAGGAAUUUCCUCACUCGGUCAUCAACACAGGAAGAGAUUAGUAAAAUGUCUGGUGCUGCAGUGUCGACACGAGGCAGAUACAUGACCCAGGAGGAACAAAAAAACCCAAACAAGAACCCAGGUGAUCGCCCUCUCUACCUCCACAUCCAGGCAGUGAACCAGCAAGAUGUGAAAGUGGCAGUUGGGCGCAUCAUGCACAUCAUCAUGGAACAUAGUCACCGCAAGGGACAUGGCAUGCCUCGUCCGAGGGGUCCUAGACCCAACCCUGCUCCAGGCCUGAUGGGUCCAAGGCCCGGGAGUGGCCCAAGAGGUCCCCGUCCAAUAGUGUUCAGGCCUCCGAGACCAGACAUGUCUGCCCCCCCUCCACAGUCACAGCCUCCUCCUCCACUGACUAAUAUAUUUAGGGAAAAGGUCUUUCUGCCUGUAAAUAUUGGACUCAACCCAACUGAAGUGCGAGCACGCCUGCUGGGGGAGAGUGGAAUGAAUCUGCGAUACAUUCAGGAUGAGACUGGGGUUGCCAUAUCAAUUCGUGGCAUCGGUUCUGGCUACCUAGAACACGCAACUGGCCAGGAAGCACAGGAUUCUUUGCACUUUUACUUAGAACAUGACAACCAAGAACAGUUUAACCAGGCAAAAGAGCUAGUAGUGAAUCUAGCUCAGACAGUCAUAGUGGAGAUGCAGCAGCAGUUACAGCAACAGCAGCAGCAACAACAGCAACAGCAACAACAGCAGCAACAUCAGCAAUUGCAGCAGCCAGCUCCAUUGUUUACUCAACCUCCUCCUCAGCAACCGGAUCUGGCUUUAGGUGGAGGUGGUGGAAUUGGCCAGCCCCACAUUGGGCCUGUACAAGUUGCCCCACACCAGCUCUCAGCCCCACAGCCACCACCCCCACAGAUGGUACAUUCCCAGAUGGUGCCUCCACAAGUCCCUCCCCAUUCUCAGAUGGUUCCCCCACAUGUGGGCCACCAUCAGAUUGCUCCUGCAGGGGUUCCCAUGCAGGGCCAGGUAGGGGGUCCUCAAGUGAGUGCAGGUGUGAUGCACACAGUGCUGGCCCCUCACCUUCAGGCAGGGGGUGGGGUUGUCUCUCAAGAAGUAAUUCCGCAGCAGGAGGUUAUUCAGGCCACAGUGGUGUCCUUGCCACAACAGGUGGUCCACCUCACAGCACCACCGGUUGUCUCUAGUACGGCACAGGUGGCAAACCAACAGUUGGUGCAUACAUCCUCGGGCACGCAACUGGUGACCUUACCUCCAGGGACGCAGAUCAUCAAUACAUCAGAUGGGCCACGUCUAGUGGCGAUAGCAACAGGAACACAAGUUGCUGCACCUGUGGCUCCUGUCCCUCCCAGUCACCAGUCCCACCCAGGUCCUCUGCAUGACCCCCAAGGAGUGCCCAGUCCCUUGGUGCAGCAACAGCAGCCUGUCCCCCAAACACUGUCUGCUACAGUUGGAACCAAUCAUGUUGCCAUUAAUCAUUCCCCGAUUUUGAGUGAUGGUGGAGCCCCACCAAGUAUAACAAGAUCUUUGGGACUCAGCAGUUCAUAUUCAACGCCUUCAAUUUCAAACACUAUAAGCACUACAAGUCCUCACACUAGUGUGGCUCCUCAUGGCAGUCUUGAAAGUCCUUAUCCUCCUAAUGUCAGUGCUUCAAUUCCUCCUCCUAGUACCUGCAUGGCACUUGGAGUGCCACCUCCAGCAGCUGGGAUAGGAAUGCCCCCCACUGUAACUGCUAAUGCCAGUACUGUGUCUCUUGUGCUCACACCUGGGGUGAAUACAACCACCACCUCAGGAGUUGGUCUUCUUGUUCCUCAGGAUCCAUCAGUUGCCUCUGGUCAGUUGCAUGUCAACCAGUCGGUAGUUGUGGCUGGAGUUCUACCAACCUCUCAGCUCCAUCAGCCACAGCAACAGCAACAUCAGCAAGUUCCUCAGACUGGUGCCCACUCUACUUUCCUAGGCCCGGCUCCCAGUCACCAGAUGGGCCCUUCAGGGUAUCCUACUUCUCAGACACCAGCUGAACAGCCAGUGAGCUCAGCUUACAUACCUACAGAUUCUGCUGGUCAAGGUUAUAGUCAUGCAGGCACAACCAUAACCAGCAAUACUAGUCAUUAUGGGCAGGUACAUCCACAGCAGCAAAGGCCUGUGGGUGUAGGAUUUCCUCCUGUAGGCAUCAGUAGUGGUGGGGAAGGUGCACCUCCUCCUAGAAUAGAAUAUCAGGGACCAGGAGGCCCUGGGGUUAUGCCUGCUCAUCUACAUGUCAAUCAUCUUCAGACACAUCACCAGGCCCAGAAACCUGAUCAACAGCAGCAUCAGCAGCAGCACUUACCUCCUCCGGCAACUUACUAUAAUCAACCUAACCACCCAGAGCCGAGACCUGUAUCACUAGAGCAACAGUGGCAACAGUUCCAGCAACAGGUGAAGGUUGAAGGAGGACAGCAGCAGUAUGACCCCUACUCGGCUACUGAAGAAGGGGAUCAUCAGGACAAUACUAGGCAGCAGCAGCAGGCAUCACAUUCAAAUCUAUCAAGUGUACAACAACAACCUACUUCACAAGCUCAACCACAGCAAUCUUCACAGCUGCCUCUACAGCAACCACAACAUUUUAAUAAUUUUAGUGAUCAGCAACAGCAGCAACAAUCAGGGAAUAGGGAGAAUGAUGGUAGAGGUCCAAGCAAAGAAGAAGGGAAAUCAUCUGGGAGAGAAAGUCCUCAGAAUUCUUAUGCAUAUUAUUAUGGAGGUCAGCAAGGCCAUGGUGGUCAGACUCAGCGUACUGGUCCUCCAUCUCCUGAAAGACAAGAACACCCGGGGCAGCAGCCUCCUCCUGAUCAAAGAUAUCAGGGUAAUGGACAGCCAGAUGCUGCACAGACUUCGCCAAGUCAGCAGCAACGGGGAUCUCCUCUAGGACAUAAUACACAAGGACCAGCUCAGCCAGGGCAGCCUCAGCAGCCAUACCACCAAGGACAGUAUCAAGGAGGGCAGUUUGCAGUGUCUGUUCAGCAGACAGAUCAGAAGCACCAAGAAGGGGGAAGCCAAGAAGAUCAGUAUCAAGCAAAUAAACCAGAAAUUCCUUCCACAUACCAGCAAGUGGCCCAUCAACCAGGGCAAUUUCCUCAAGGCCCACCAAAGGAAGGCUUAGCUAUAAUUGGUGGAUCCUCGGAAUCACAUUUUCCCCAGGGGACGCCACAUCAUGGGCCUCCCCAGCAAGGAUCUGCAUCACAGGGGCCUCCCCAGCAAAUACCACCUCAGCAGGGGGCCCCAGCAGAAACACAGUAUCAACCAGGACCUCCACCAUUACAGCAGCAACAGCAGAGUCAGCAAUAUCAGCCAGGACAGUAUACCCCAGCUGGACAGUACCCUUGGGCACAAUAUCCACAGCCCACCAGUGGUCCUGGGCCAUAUCCAGGAGGUCCUGGUACCUUUGGGAGCAGUCCUGGACCUGGGCCAUACUCAAGUGGGCCAGGACCUUAUAAUGGACCUGGCGGGCCAAGCACAGGUGUUCCCUACACUGCAGCAGGACCAGCUGGCUCUAGCCCAUAUCCAGGAACAAGCAAUGGGCCAGCAGGACCAAGUCCAUAUCCUGUAGGACCUAGUGCAGCUGGAGGACCCACACCCUAUGCCGUUGGACCUGGACCUAGUGAGGAUAGGCAACCCAUGUUGCAAGACCCAAAAGCAGACCCAGGGGUGGCCAGGGAUGUGACUGCAUCCCUGCUGAUGCCUCCACCACCCCCUCCCCCUCUGGCCGAGUCCCUGCAGGGUGCUGGGGGGAACAACCGAGGGAGAGAGGAGAACCCAGACCACGGCCUCAAGAGACAAAGAUCAUGUAGCCCGCAAGAUGAGAGAAAGUCGGCCAGGAGGUCCAGCAGCGAUUCGGAUGACUCCUCAGUUCGAGAAAGCAGUGGUCCAGGCAGACCAAAUGGUCCCGAGGGACCUCCAGAUGGACCUGGAGGACCUUUCUCUGGCCCCGGAAACUUCCAAGGAGGCCAGGGAGGCAACUUCCCGGGUGCGGGAGCAAAUUUUGCCGGGGGACCUGGAGGAUUUCCGGGCGGGCCCGGCUCCUAUAUGGGGCCAAGUGGACCUUGGGGCUGGGGACCAAUGCCCGGACCCUACUCAGGAAUGCCCAUGGGCCCUAACCCCUUCAAUGGGCCACCUGGAAAUCCCAUGGGUAACCCCCAGGCACCCUACAACAGGAACAUGCGUGAGAGGCCUGACGGAGAUGAGGGCGGCAGCGUGGGAGGAAGCCGUAGGGGCGGGCGAGGUGGUGGCGGCAGAGGGGGGUUCAGCCUCGGUGGGCGCGGGGGCAGGGACAGACGUUGGUAAAACCAUAAUAAUCAUGUACAGUCUUUUUUGUAUGCACUUGUACAGAGAGCCACUUUGUCCAUGGUUGAGCUGUGAAAACAUAAGGUGUGAAUGUAUUUAUUUGAUCGUGCUUGGGUGAAUAGUUGAGAUUUAAUGUUCAAGAUGCUAUCCUGAUAGGUGAUUUCAUUGUGAUUUAAAGAAUUACAGUACUGUAUAGAAAGGAAGUUACAAUGGUAAUAUUGGCAAGAACUUCCUGAUUAUAAAACCUGAUGUAAAGCUAUUUAUUCAGAAUGGCUGCCUUAGAACAAAAGAAAAUAUGAGUAAGGAAGAUGUAUUAAAUCUUUCAUACUGUAUGUAAGAGUUAAGGAGAUUUGAUGAAGGUAUUUAUCUACUGAAGAAUGUUGUCUGUUAUUUGAUACCUGAAGUAUGUGUGUAUAUAUAUGACCCUAGAAAAUGUGAGGAUGAUUGCUCAAUAUCAUAGUGAAGAUCUUCCAUACAGUAUGCAUCAAAUGUAUCUUGCUCAUAGUACAUCAGAAUUUAUGUAAAUAACAAACUGCAACAUCUUCAUUUACCCUGUAUAUAAUACACCAGGCGUUCUGAGUGUCACAGAACUUCAUAUUGAAUUUCUUUAUUUUUUCUGCUCAAUUUUGAUUGAGUAGCCUACCAAAUAUUAUUGUUAUUAUUUGUAAAUUGUGUACGACUUCAAAACCUUAGGAAUAAAACAAGAAAUUGU
This is a messenger RNA of Penaeus chinensis, 5438 nucleotides long. RefSeq names its product trithorax group protein osa-like. Lineage: Eukaryota; Metazoa; Arthropoda; Malacostraca; Decapoda; Penaeidae. The record is from RefSeq and is a predicted model, not a curated record. Gene Ontology annotation, cellular component: nucleus. Bases 233 to 4726 code for a protein of 1497 amino acids. The transcript has 13 exons. Gene Ontology annotation, molecular function: RNA binding.